Sesamum indicum (sesame) is the source of this 3819-nucleotide messenger RNA. Its product is annotated as putative disease resistance protein RGA3. Lineage: Eukaryota; Viridiplantae; Streptophyta; Magnoliopsida; Lamiales; Pedaliaceae. Gene Ontology annotation, molecular function: ADP binding. The record is from RefSeq and is a predicted model, not a curated record.
AAAGAGAUUCGAGGAAAGUUUGAAAGGGUCAAUGCAGCAAAAGAGGUAAUGGUCUGAACUUUCCAACUCCACCGACUCUAUUUCCACUCUCCCCACCACAUUCACUACCGUGUGGAGCCCUACGGAGUUAAAAAAACUCACAGGAGAAAGACUUUGACCAUUGACUUUGACACUUUAUUUUGAAGAUUCAGCAUUAUAAUCUUAGUUUUGCAGCUGACGGAUUUUCAUCUCAUCCCUUUUGUUCUUGGCAGAUUUAUUCCCAACUGAAUUGUUUGGGCUACUCUGAGUCUCAUACUAUGGCAGAUGGACUUGUUUCUGCUAUUGUUGAAACGGUUCUUGGAAUCUUGGGCUCAGCUGCGCUCCAAGAGAUUGGUGAUGUUUGGGGUUUGAAGGAUGAGCUCGAAAGUCUUGAGAGUGUACUUGGCGCAGUCCAACUUGUGCUGCAAGAUGCUGAAAUCAAGCAGAGGAAGAGCCGGGCACUACAAGAUUGGUUGAGUAAGCUGAAAAAUGCUGCUUUUGAUGCUGAAAAUAUUCUAGAUCGGAUAGCGACUGAGGGCCUCAGACGAAGGGCGGAUUCUGAAAGAGGGAUGAACCGCAAGUUAAGCUCAUUUCUUUCGAAGAGAAAUCCAUUGGUGUUUCGUUGGAAAAUGGCCCGUGAAGUUAAGGAAGUUAGGGGGAAAUUAGAUGCCAUAGCAGAAGAGAGAGUUAAGUUCCAUCUAGGAGACGGUGUUGUGGAAAACCGAUUUGGAGUGGUGGCAGAGAGUAGACAGAGUUGUUCAUUGGUGAAUGAAUUGGAGAUUUAUGGGAGGGAUAUGGAAAAAGCAAUGAUAGUGCAGAACAUUGUUGACAGAAUGCCUGAUAGUGAUGAUCUUUCUGUGUAUGCAAUAUGGGGAAUGGGGGGGCUAGGCAAAACCACGCUUGCGCAAAUGGUCUAUAACGAUGAGAGGACGAUAAGGUGUUUUGAUUUGCGAGUUUGGGUCUGUGUAUCUGAUGAUUUUAGCAUACAGAGAUUAGUCAAAGCAAUUGUCGAAUCUGUCGAUGGAGUGGGAUGCGAUAUUUCUGAGUUGGAUGCUCUACAGCAACUUUUGCGAGAAAAGUUGAGGGGAAGAAGAAUUUUGCUGGUUUUAGAUGAUGUUUGGAAUGAAAACCAUGAGCUGUGGGAUAGAUUGAAAGAGGUGUUAAGAUGCGGAUCGAAGGGCAGUGUGCUAAUGGUGACGACCCGAAUUGAGAAAGUUGCUCUGAUGAUGGCUACUAUCGGUGUACACCAAAUUGGAUAUUUAUCAGAGGAUGAUUCCUGGUCCUUAUUCAGGCAAAGAGCCUUUACGACUGGAGAGGGGGAUGAAAGUUUUGUUGCAAUCGGCAAGGUGAUACUGAAGAAAUGUGGUGGCGUGCCAUUGGCAAUCAAGGCUCUAGGGAGCUUGAUGCGAUUUAAGAGCCAUGAAAGCGAAUGGUUAGCAAUUAAAGAUAGUGAAAUCUGGCAACUGUCAGAUGAUGAAAAUGGUGUCUUACCUGCCUUGAGGUUAAGUUACGACAAUUUAGCCCCACAAAUGAGGCAAUGUUUUGCUUAUUGUUGCUUAUUCCCAAAGGAUUAUGUGAUGGAGGAGAAACAGCUCAUCCAGCUAUGGAUGGCAAAUGGGUUUGUUCCCUCUCGAGGCCAAAGUGACUUGUACCUCAAUGGGCGUUUGAUCUUCAAAGAAUUGGUUUGGAGAUCAUUCUUGCAAGAUGUCGAGAUAAAUUUCUGGGGUAAAGUGACAUGUAAAAUGCAUGAUCUAAUGCACGAUUUAGCAACAUCAGUCAUGAGUCGUGAAACCCAAACGUUGGCACAUGGCAAGGUGAUAAAAAAUCCAAAGGCAGUUCGUCACUUGUCUAUUUUUGACUCUGGGUUUUCUGAGGAAAUUCCAGAUGAUAUAACUUCUCUGCGGUCGCUUAUAUGUGGUAAAGUUUUCCAGAUACAAGGUAAUUCUUUGCGCAUCUCAAAGCAACAAUAUCUAAGAGCAUUGGAUGUGAACUAUGUUGUUUUCGAAAAACUACCAAACCUAGUUUGCAAAUUAGAACAUCUUAGGUACCUUGCCAUGUCGUGCUUUACAUUAAAAAAAUUACCUGAAUCCCUGACUCAUCUUCAUAACCUUCAGACGUUAAAGCUUACAGGAACUAGAAUGCUUCUUGAGUUGCCUAGAGCUUUGAGAGUGAUGAAAAAUUUAUUUUUUCUUGAAAUUAAAAACUUUGAUUCACUUCUUUGUACACCACCUGGACUUGGAGAUCUGAUUUACCUGCAUGAACUAAGCAUUUUCAUUGUGGGUCAAGAAUUGUCUCACCAAAUAGACCAGCUGAAGGAAUUGAAUCUUGGAGGGAACUUGAGGAUACAAGGGCUCGAUAAAGUGAGCAAUAUUGAAGAUGCCAAAAGGGCCAACUUGAUGGCAAAGAACAAUCUGACUUCUUUGAGUUUAUCGUGGACGAGUGACGUAGAGAAGAACUCCACAGAACAUUAUGAACAAGUUCUACAAGGUCUCCAACCACAUCAGAAUCUUGAAAAGAUUUGUAUUGAGUCCUAUCAAGGUUCCCGGUUUCCGAAUUGGAUGUCAACUUUAGCUUGGAAAAAUCUUAAGGAAAUCCGUCUUGAACGCUGUCAAAGAUGUGAGCACCUCCCACCGCUAGGGAAAUUGCCCUCUCUUACAUGUCUAUACCUAAGUGGGAUUGAUUCUGUCAAGCGUUUGGAUACUGAAUGGCAUGGAGACGGAGAAAGUGCAUUUCCUGCCCUGACAACUCUCAGCAUCUAUAACAUGCCCAACUUGGAGGAAUGGAAGAUAGGGAAUGCAAAAGAGAGUUUUCCUUGCUUAAAAGAGUUAUCAAUAGAUCACUCUCCGAAACUGUCCAACUUGCCAUUUCUACCAGCUCUUAGAAGUUUGUCUAUUUGGGAUAGCAGUGGAACACUUCUUGGAUCCCUAAGGUUUCUUACUUCACUCGCAUCACUCCAUCUAGCCCGCUUUGCAGAAUUUCCUAUGCUUCCAGGAGACUUACCGCAUAAUCUCGAGACUCUGCAGUUUAAAUCAUUGCAAAUCAAGAGUCUAUCAAACAUGUUCGAUCACCUAUCUGCUCUCAAAAGCUUGCGUCUUUAUGAUGUUGAAUUUAUGCCUGAGAGACUCAAGAACCUCAGUUCUCUGGAGGUACUAAAAUUCCAUCACUGUGCUGGUUUUAGAUCAUUUCCAAUUGCUAUACUGGAAGACUUAUCUUCACUUCGAUCAUUGUCAUUUCUCCACUGCAUGAAACUAAAAUCCUUCUUCGGAUCGAUGAAACGAGCCCCAGCCUUGCAGAAUUUGCGGCUAAUCGGGCUCCCAGAGCUCGAACAUUUGCCAGAAAGCAUGCAACAAUUUACUACUCUGACGCAGUUGGGAAUAGGUGGUUGUGAAGGACUAUGUUCUUUACCAAACUGGCUGGGGAGUCUUCAGUCGCUGUCCGAAUUUGAGAUUUGGGAUUGUGAGAAUUUAAAGUCCUUGCCUGAUGGCUUCAAGAGACUCAAAUCACUGAGGAAGUUGGAUGUAAGAGAAUGCCCACAAUUAGAAAAGAGCUGCGAGAAACCAACAGGUGCGGACUGGCCAAAAAUAGCACAUAUCCCCAUUAUAUAUAUCAAUGGAAAGGUUGUUCAGUGCUUGGAUAAUAGCUAAUUAGAGAUAGAUAUGGUUUGUGUCCAGUUUCUUUAUCUUCUUGUAAUUUAAGGUUUUUAAUUUCUUGUAAUAUUUGUAAGCUUGCAAAUCAUCAUUGUAGUUGUUUGGUCAAAUUGGAUAUAUUUUCGUAUGCAAAAAGUGAUUGUAAAGAUCUGAA